UAUUAGAAUCACUGAUCAUCAGAACCAUUUGCAUGUGGUUUAGAGAGUGUGAUGCUGUUCCAUUUGGAAGGCGUGUACGCAAGCCUUUGUCUGGUUUUAAAGACUGAACUGAAGCACCCUCCUAGGGAAUAUUCCCCCAUAUUCAUAUUUUCAUACAGAUCAUCAAAUUUUGUUCUCUUUGUUAAGUCUUGCUUGCUUCCCACUUCAGAAAUUUCUGUCCUCCAAGUUUGGUUCACAUAGCUAUCGUAUAAGAUUUUUCCACUCUGCUUCCUUCCAAUCUUAAUUGAAGGACAGCUUCAGACAAAUUGUGAAAUUUAAUAAAGAGCCAAAGAUGCCCUUGUACAGAAUCUGAACUGCUUUUGUCUCAAGGUCUUUCUGCCCUUGCAAUUUGCAAAAGUAUUAACUACAGUGAGAGUUAAAAUUCAAGGUUUCAAGAAAGCUUAUAAAAGGAGAGAACAUCUGUUUUUAUCAAGCUCUGAUGGCAGGGUUAAAUUUUGAAGCCACAUAUACUGACAACCAUGAUAUUCUGAAGAUAUUUGCAGCUGAAGGUGUUGAAUUCCUUUUAUCUUGUGAAGGAAAGGUACCCGUAUCAGAAUGCAAUGGGAAAAUUAUAUGCCUAUUUUUCACUGCAAACUGGUGUAGACCUUGCAGAGCUUUCAUUCCCCGUCUUGUUGAACUUUAUGAAACACUGAGAAAGAGGGGAAUAAAUCUAGAGAUCAUCUUCAUCUCCUUUGACCGUGAUGAGGAUGGAUUUAAAGAACACUUCAAGAACAUGCCAUGGCUAGCCGUCCCAUUUGAUGUAAGUUUGCACAGAAGACUGAUUGACAGAUACCGAAUUGAUCGAAUCCCAUCAUUCGUUCCAUUAUGUUCAGAUGGCAUAACCAUUGAAGAAGACUUGAUUGGAUGCAUUGAGGAUUAUGGUGCUGAUGCAUUUCCUUUCACAAGGAAGAGGCAUGAGGAAUUGAAAGCCAUAGAUAUAAGGAAGCGUGAGGAAGCAAACUUGGAAGAAUUAUUGGGACACAAAGGGUGCCACUUUCUCAUCUCAGGAGAUGAUAGAAAGGUGCCCAUAUCUGAACUAGCUGGUAAAACCAUAGGCCUUUAUUUUGGGGCCUAUUGGUCUCCUCCUUGCUGCGCCUUCACUGUCCAACUUACCGAUGCAUACAACAAUCUCAAGGUGGAAAAAGGCGACUGCUUUGAGAUUGUUUUAAUCUCAACAGAUAGAGACCUUGAGGAAUUCAAUGUCAACAAAAGUAGUAUGCCCUGGCUUGCUGUCCCAUACGAGGACAGGACAAGGCAUGACCUUCGAAGAAUCUUUGAUGUAAAGGGCAUUCCUGCUUUGGUUCUCAUUGGACCAGAUGGCAAAGUCAUUAGUGUGAAUGGGAAGUUAAUGGUCUCCUCAUACGGUGCAGAAGCUUUCCCGUUCACCGAAUCACGGAUAAGAGACCUCGAAGCAGCUCUUAGAAAGGAAGGAGAGGCUUUGCCUCAGCAGGUUGAGGAUGUGAAGCAUGAACAUGUACUGAAAUUGGAUAUGGCCAAAGCAUAUGUAUGUGAUUCAUGUAAAAAGCAAGGCAAGUUUUGGACAUUCUCUUGUGAUGUCUGUGACUAUGACCUUCACCCAAGUUGUCUAGAAAAGGUCAACAAGGACUAAAGUUGAUAGAGAACAGAAACACACAAGUUUGCUACCAAUUACAUCAACUAGCUAUUUUUGUGGUGAUGGAAAUAAAGUUGUAAUACCUAAGAAACUUUAAACACUAUAUAUAUCUUUCUAUCCUAUCAGUAUGUUGCCAUACCUGCCAUUUGAAAUUAAGAGUGAUUUAAAUCAGGUGAGAAUUGUUAAGGGAAAGGUCUGAAUAGAAUUACUCAGUUUAAGAAAGUUUAGUCAUACACUAUUUAAAAGUAUUUAUGGUUUUUAUUUGGGAGGAUGUUUCUGUAUGAUAAUUUUGAUACGACUUUAUACAUUCAAAAGGGUAAAUUUAAUGGUGGAAUAAACAAAUGAGUGGAAUUUCUGUUA
This is a messenger RNA of Glycine soja, 2011 nucleotides long. Its product is annotated as probable nucleoredoxin 3. The record is from RefSeq and is a predicted model, not a curated record. The transcript has 4 exons. The coding region runs from base 479 to 1648 and encodes 389 amino acids. Gene Ontology annotation, molecular function: thioredoxin-disulfide reductase (NADPH) activity. Lineage: Eukaryota; Viridiplantae; Streptophyta; Magnoliopsida; Fabales; Fabaceae.